AUGUCUCGUCAAGUUUCAGCAGUUCCUACUCCAAUCAAAGUUGCUAAGCAAGACACAAAUCGUCGCUCAGCAAAUUUUCAUCCUAGCAUUUGGGGGGAUCAUUUCCUCUCUUAUGCUAGUAACUCUGUUGAAAGUGAUGAUACGAAAAAGCUGCAAGAACUGACGGAAGAAAUUAAAAAAAAGCUAUUUGCUUAAGUGAAUAGGCCGGCAGAGAAACUUGGGUUGAUUGAUGCAAUCCAGAGGUUAGGUGUGUCCUACCAUUUUGAGACCGAGAUUGAUGAACUGUUAGACCAAAUCUAUCAGCUUCACCAGGACAGUGAUUCCAGAGAUGACAAGGACGACUUAUAUUUCAACUCUCUUGAAUUUCGAUUACUUAGACAACGUGGUUAUAGAAUUUCCUGUGAUGUAUUCAGCAAGUUCAAGGACAGCAAUGGGAACUUCAAGGCGUCUCUUGUGGGAAACAUUCGACGAGUGUUAAGCUUAUAUGAAGCUACACAUUUGAGGGUGCACGGAGAAACUAUACUAGAUGAAGCGCUUGUUUUCACUACCACUCACCUUGAGCCCAUUGCAACCGAACUUAGCACUCCACUUGCAGCUCAAGUUAAGCAUGCCUUAAAUCAACCUCUUCGCAAGGGCUUACCAAGAGUAGAGGCUAGACAUUACAUGACUAUCUAUCAAGAAGAACCUUCGCACGAUGAAGUUUUGUUAACCUUUGCCAAGUUAGAUUAUAAUAUAUUACAAAAGCUGCACCAGAAGGAACUGAGUGGAAUUUUUAAGUGGUGGAAGGAUUUAGACUUUGCCAACAAGCUGCCAUUUGCAAGAGACAGAGUGGUUGAGGGCUACUUUUGGAUAUUGGGAGUGUAUUUCGAGCCUGAAUACGAAUUGGCUAGAAGGCUUUUAACCAAAGUGUUUGCCAUCACUUCCAUUAUAGAUGACACCUAUGAUGCAUAUGGUACAGUUGACGAACUUGAGCUUUUUACGUCAGCAAUUGAGAGGUGGGAUAUCAGUGCCAUAGACCAACUGCCUGAUUACAUGCAAAUAAUUUAUGCAACGCUUCUUGAUGUUUACAAUGAAAUUGAAACAGAAAUGACCUCUAAAGGACAAUUAUAUCGCCUUCACUAUGCAAAAGAAGUGAUGAAGACUCUAGUAAGGAAUUACUUUAUUGAAGCCAAAUGGUGUCAUGAGAAUUAUGUACCUACUAUGGAUGAGUACAUGAGUGUUGCAUUGGUUACUGGUGCCUAUCAAAUGUUAACCACAACAUCUUCUGUGGGAAUGGGAGAUGUUGCAACCAUUGAAGCCUUUGAAUGGUUAGUCAGCAACCCUAAACUUUUAAGGGCUGCCUCAGUAAUUUGCAGACUCAUGGAUGACAUUGCCUCCCACAAGUUUGAACAAAAGAGAGGCCAUGUUGCCUCAGGCGUGGAGUGUUUCAUGAAACAGUAUGAUGCAAUCGAAGAAGAACCAUACAAUGAAUUUUGAAAACAAAUUACAGAUGUCUGGAAGGAUGUAAACGAAGAACUUCUCCGCCCAACAACCUUGCCAAUGCGACUUCUUGUACGAAUUCUUAAUUUUACAAGAGUGAUAGAUGUUAUAUACAAGGACGGUGAUGGCUACUCUGAUGCUCAAGUUUAUCUCAAGGGUUAUAUUACCUCUCUUUUUAUCGAUCCUGUGCUGAUAUAA
Molecule: messenger RNA, 1677 nt
Organism: Pistacia vera
Lineage: Eukaryota; Viridiplantae; Streptophyta; Magnoliopsida; Sapindales; Anacardiaceae
Product: (-)-germacrene D synthase-like
Biological process (GO): diterpenoid biosynthetic process
Molecular function (GO): magnesium ion binding; terpene synthase activity
Source: RefSeq, a predicted model, not a curated record